GUUUUAGAUCAAAUCUAUAUUUAGGUUGUCAACAAUUUCUUUUAAUAAAAAGAAGCUCUAACAAUAGACUUCUGUUACACUAUAAUGAAUCAGUCAAAUACUUUCGAUGGUUAUCAUAACAAAAAAGUAGGAUAAAAGGUCAUUAUUGACUGCCAAAAAAGUGAGUAUAAGUAGCAUACACAACUCUUCAUUACCAACACACAGUGAGUUCUCUCAUAAAAGACUAAGGAUAUAGGAAAGUGAAAUUGCAAAAGGAAAGAAUUAGAGAAAGCAUUUGAUUGUCAAUUAUUUGUCAUGGCUUUCAAUCUUCAAAUAUUCGCUAUUUGGGUUUUGAUUGCUACUGUCAUCGUGGCGACUGAUCGUUGUAAUGCUAUUAGAGAAGUUCCAAUUGAAAAUUCAGCUGGUGUCGAAGUUCAAUCCCUGAAGCAGUACGAGUUAUGUUGUGAGAAUGAUCUGCCAUGCUGCAAGUCGUCUUCGUUUUCGUAUGAGAAGGUUCAAAAUCCAAAAUGGAAGUAUGUGUUGUCAGCCUAUAUCGUACGAAAGCAACAUGAUGUUGCGGCUGCUACUGCACAACAAAAUCCAACUGACGGGCCAGAAUUGAUUGAUUAAAUCAAGACCUUUUAUGUAAGGGAAAAAAAUAAUCAGUGUCCAUUAUGGUAAUAAUAAUAUUUGAUGCUUCUAGUCUAGUAGAAUGCCAAGAAUAGUUAGUACUAUUUCAAUGGGAUGGAUUUGAAUCUUUUGUAAUUUUCUACUUCUCUUUCUACAUCGUCUACGUCUCUUAAUUGGAGUCAUACUUGUAGUACAUGUUCUAUUUAUGUGUAAGCGGCAAAAUUCAUUUUCAUUCUAUUGAUAGAAAUAAGAAGAAAAAAACAUAUUUAGUUCUUUACACAUACGAUUUCUCUAUUUAUAGUUUGCUACGAAUAAAGAAAGGGCAAGAAA
Messenger RNA from Linum trigynum, 939 nucleotides. Lineage: Eukaryota; Viridiplantae; Streptophyta; Magnoliopsida; Malpighiales; Linaceae. The record is from the annotation of a GenBank genome assembly.